GUGCGUAUGCAAAUCUAUUAUAUCGCUUUAUUGCGCAAAGUAAAAAAACGGGUAUCCCCAUGGUGUUAAAAGCUAACUUGACCAUUUUCGGCUGCCGUGCAUUAUCGACCUUGGUGACUACUAGCUACACGCUGCUAGCUAAGAAUGGCCGGGAAUGCGUGGAGGUCAGCGGCGCAGCAUGUGGCACGCGCCUUGAAGAAAGAGACCAGGGCAUUCCCUCGUGGGAUGCACACUGUAACUUUGAUCCCCGGUGAUGGAAUAGGACCAGAGAUCUCCACUGCUGUCAUGAAAAUAUUUGAGGCAGCUGAAGCACCCAUUCAGUGGGAGGAGAGAAAUGUUACAGCCAUCAAAGGUCCUGGGGGGAAGUGGGUGAUUCCUGCAGAUGCCAAAGAAUCAAUGGACAGGAACAAAAUGGGUCUGAAGGGUCCAUUGAAGACACCAAUUGCUGCUGGUCAUCCCUCCAUGAACCUUCUUCUGAGGAAAACCUUUGACCUCUACUCCAACGUGCGGCCUUGCGUUUCUAUCGAGGGUUACAAGACGCCCUACACGGAUGUGAAUCUAGUCACCAUCAGAGAGAACACUGAAGGGGAAUACAGUGGAAUUGAACAUGUGAUUGUCGAUGGAGUUGUGCAGAGUAUUAAGCUCAUUACAGAGCAAGCCAGCAAACGCAUCGCAGAGUACGCAUUUGAAUACGCAAGAAACAAUAAGAGGACCAGUGUUACUGCUGUUCACAAGGCUAACAUUAUGCGCAUGUCUGAUGGCCUCUUCCUCCGAAAAUGCAGAGAAGCUGCUGAAAAUAACAAAGAUAUUAAAUUCACUGAGAUGUACUUGGAUACAGUGUGCCUCAAUAUGGUGCAGGAUCCAACACAGUUUGAUAUUCUGGUGAUGCCCAAUUUGUAUGGAGACAUCUUGAGUGACCUUUGUGCUGGACUUAUUGGAGGACUUGGUGUAACCCCAAGUGGCAACAUUGGUGCCAAUGGAGUUGCCAUUUUUGAGUCUGUUCAUGGAACUGCUCCCGAUAUAGCAGGAAAAGACAUGGCUAACCCCACUGCCUUGCUGCUGAGUGCAGUCAUGAUGCUGCGCCAUAUGGGCCUACACGACCACGCAAAGAGGAUCGAGACCGCCUGUUUUGAUACCAUCCGAGACAAAAAGGUGCUUACUGGAGACCUCGGAGGGAAGUCAAAGUGCUCCGAAUUCACGGAGGCAAUAUGUCAACGAGUGCGAGAUCUCUAAUAAUAAUUGCUUUUAGUAUUUUCCGCUUUUGUGCUCGCAUGUAUCUGCACAAUUUAAACCAAAACAUAUUAAAAACUGUCUCAGGAUUUCUCAUCCUGAUUUUUUAUAUUUUUUUGUCAAUUUGCACUUGUUCAAGUGUUUGCUUCAGAGCUGCAGUUACUUCUUCAAUUCACUGUGCAUUUAAUGACGCAUAAGACGAGUAUCGAGAGGACUAUACUAUCAUUAUUAUUGUGAUAUUGAUGUAUCUAUAACUUCUAUAGUUAAUAUUGUACUAUAGAAUUAUACUUGAAUUAUAGUCAAAAGUUAUUAUGGUUAUUGGGAAAACAUUUGAUACAUUUCAGUUAUUCUAUAUUUUAAAAUUCAAAUCUAGUUGGUCAGGAAAUGCAGAGAAGCGCUUUUAUUUAUUAUUUUGCAGUUUUGUGUCGGAUAUGAAUGUAUUACAAUACAUCAUGAGUGCUAACAUGACAUCAGAAAUGUCUUAUGGUUUUGUGUCUUAAUGCCUCUUCAGCUGCUAACAUGAUGGGUUGGUUACUAGUUGUCUGGCUACACUACAUUGUACUUCAGUUCUACGUAUGUACACAAGAAUAAACAUUCAUUUUGGUCACUUAAUCAGUAGUUAAUUUGGAUGAGUUGAUUAAAGUAGAGACAACAACUGACAACGUAGGCAUGCCACUGGUGUGUCAAGAUGUCACAAAUAUUUCUGUGUACCACUUCCUUAGACAAAGCAAAAUUGAUCAGAUACUUUAUUAUGAAUAUACUAAAAGGGUAUCCACGUUGACACAGUCAAUUUUUGAAAUUUUGUUUCCUUAAUUACAUUAAUUCAGCCAAUUUCAAAAUUGGUAUCAAAUCGAUUGGGAGUGAGCGUGCGACACCACUACGGUUUAAUAAAGGAUACUUAUUGCUAAUCACUAAUCAACUGAAAUGUUAACACUUGAUUCAAAUUCAAUCAUUUUGGUAGGUAUUUUCUAGGGAUGUAUACGCAUCGAUCUCCGAUGAUUUUUUUGUUUUGUUUUUUGUAUCGGGGUUGAUUAAUUACAGUUAGAGCCAGUAGAGGGCAUGCUUGGUCUUUGUUAAAGCUUUCAGCCUGUAGUUGCACACUGGUGCUUAUUUCUUUUAAGAAUACAUUUUUGUUCAAAAGUUAAGUCCAAAUUUUGCAAUAAAAUGAUUGAAUCAUU
Molecule: messenger RNA, 2408 nt
Organism: Corythoichthys intestinalis (scribbled pipefish)
Lineage: Eukaryota; Metazoa; Chordata; Actinopteri; Syngnathiformes; Syngnathidae
Gene: idh3a
Product: isocitrate dehydrogenase (NAD(+)) 3 catalytic subunit alpha
Exons: 11
Coding region: 145-1233 (362 amino acids)
Biological process (GO): tricarboxylic acid cycle; isocitrate metabolic process
Cellular component (GO): mitochondrion
Molecular function (GO): isocitrate dehydrogenase (NAD+) activity; NAD binding; magnesium ion binding
Source: RefSeq, a predicted model, not a curated record